This is a messenger RNA of Enhydra lutris kenyoni (northern sea otter), 1402 nucleotides long. RefSeq names its product retinol dehydrogenase 16-like. Lineage: Eukaryota; Metazoa; Chordata; Mammalia; Carnivora; Mustelidae. Gene Ontology annotation, molecular function: oxidoreductase activity. The record is from RefSeq and is a predicted model, not a curated record.
AUGAAGAAGAACAACCAUUUCCUCACCGUGGUUUCCCAAGAAAGUGUAUGUGGAGCUGGACCUUCGAGGCUUGAGGGUGCUGGCCUCGUGUCUGACAGAGGAGGCAGCCCAGCCUCUAAGAGGCCAGAUGUCAGACAGGCUGGGGACGGUGAUCCUGGACAUCACCAAGACAGAGCAUCUCUGAGGCUGCCCAGUGGGUGAAGGAGCAUGUGGGGAACAGAGUCCUUGCCCCUCUGCUUUGCAGGAGGGAGCUCUCCACUUCGGAGUGAAGAUGUGAUUGAGCCUGGUUACUUCAAAACUAGUAUCAGCAGCCCUGAGAAGAUUUCUAGGGCCACCCAGGAGGCAUGGAAUCAGGCCAGCCUGGAGGUGAAGGAGAUCUAUAGGGAGAAGUUCCUGGUGUCUGGUGACCUGUGCAUUCCCUGCAAAGCCAUGUGGCUGUGCCUGGUGGCCCUCGUGGGCCUCUACUUCCUCCUGCGCUGGUACCGGGAGAGGCAGGUGGUGAGCCACCUCCGAGACAAGUACGUCUUCAUCACGGGCUGUGACUCGGGCUUCGGGAACCUGCUGGCCCGGCAGCUGGACCUGCGAGGCUUGAGGGUGCUGGCCGCGUGUCUGACAGAGGAGGGGGCCCAGCAGCUGAGAGACCAGACGUCAGACAGGCUGGAGACGGUGAUCCUGGACGUCACCAAGACAGAGAGCAUCUCGGCGGCCGCCCAGUGGGUGAAGGAGCAAGUGGGGGACAGAGGACUCUGGGGCCUGGUGAAUAACGCUGGCGUCUCUGUGCCCGUGGCACCCAAUGAGUGGCUGACCAAGCAUGACUUCAUGAAGAUACUCGACGUGAACCUGUUGGGCUUGUUGGAGGUGACCCUGAGCCUGCUGUCGCUAGUGAGGAAGGCCAGGGGCCGCGUGGUCAAUGUCUCCAGCAUCAUGGGCCGGCUCUCCGUUUUGGGUGGGGGCUACUGCAUCUCCAAGUACGGCGUCGAGGCCUUCUCAGACUCCCUCAGGAGGGAGCUCUCCUACUUUGGAGUGAAGGUAGCUGUGAUCGAGCCUGGUUACUUCAGCACUAACAUCUGCAGCCCUGAGAAGAUUUCUAGGGCCAUCCAGGAGGCAUGGGAUCAGGCCAGCCCGGAAGUGAAGGAGAUCUAUGGGGAGAAGUUCCUGGCAUCUGUCAAGAAAUCAGUCAAAAAGCUGGAGUCAUCGUGUUGCAACAACCUGUACUUGGUGACAGACUGCAUGGAGCACGCACUGACGGCCUGCCACCCCCGUACCCGGUACUCCCCGGGCUGGGACACCAAGCUCCUCUACCUCCCCAUGAGCUACAUGCCCACCAUGCUGGUGGACACCAUCAUUUCCUGGAGCUCUCUGAAGCCCCUUAAGGCUCUGUAACCCAAGCUGCAGUGCAUGG